UGUAGUGGAGAGUCCUAAUCCCAAAUUCGUAGCUGAGAAAUCCCUAAAAACUAAAAAGGGUUUUCAGUUUUGUUUUGUAGCAGAGAAGAACGUAAUCAUAAUCCAAAUUCCAAUUCCAAAACGAGCCACCAACAACAACCCAACUGGUGUCGCUCUGUCAGUUCACUUUCCUCGAGUAGCAUUGUUGGGGCUUGAACCAACCCCUUGUUUUAUUCGUAGUCAUUGAGCUGUGGCAUUGUUUGUGUGUAUUAGCAGUGUUUGGUUCGUACUAUGAAGAGGACUAUGCCAUGGAGUGAUGACGAUGAGUCAUCGUCUUCACAUUCAGAUUCUGAAUGUGAUAGUGAAACUGGAGGGGGAAAUUCCAAAGGUAAAUCUAGAAAGCAGACAACUAAGAAAAGUGGUCUAAUUGACUUUGAAGCUCUGAAGCGACACGGUUAUAGAGGUGGACCUUCAGUCCUAAAAGUACCCGCACCCAAAGAGGAUGACUCGAAGAAAAAUUGGUCGUGGUCCACUGGAAAAGAAAAGCAUGUAGACAAGGAAAUUGAAGAAUCAUAUGAAGAGCGAAAGAAAACAAGAGAGGCUAUUUCCCUAGGAGAGGAGCUGCCAGCUGCUCUGACUUGGAAUGACAAGAAGAAUCUUUCUUUCUCUCAGAAGGAAAAGAGGAAGAGAGAGCUGGGUCAAGCUAGCAGAGGCAAAAAUUAUGUUGAAGAAGAGAAGAGGUUGUUGAGAGAGAAUGGAAUCUAUUCUGGUUUUGAUGCUUAAGUUGAUAUGCCAGCCUAGAUAGAAUGUCCUUCAUCUUGUACAAAGGCAUUGCCUCAUUUUCUUGUACUGAAAAGACUUGGUUAUAACUUGUAAUUGUGGUUUCAAAUUUGACACAUGAAUUGGGGGAGAAUCUACAAUGGUCUCAACUCAACUUAAUGACUGAGCUUAAUUAAGCCCCUUUUUUUGUUGUAGGAAAAAAAAAGCUUUUGGAGGAAUUGCUUCCGAUGUUUAAUGUAUUUAGAUGAGGUGACUUUUGAACCAAUGCAAAUUCCUCAUUCAAAUA
Messenger RNA from Glycine soja, 1045 nucleotides. RefSeq lists its product as uncharacterized. The transcript is spliced from 3 exons. The record is from RefSeq and is a predicted model, not a curated record. NCBI's taxonomy places the organism in Eukaryota, Viridiplantae, Streptophyta, Magnoliopsida, Fabales, Fabaceae. Bases 271 to 762 code for a protein of 163 amino acids.